This is a messenger RNA of Lycium ferocissimum, 4110 nucleotides long. Its product is annotated as putative late blight resistance protein homolog R1A-3. NCBI's taxonomy places the organism in Eukaryota, Viridiplantae, Streptophyta, Magnoliopsida, Solanales, Solanaceae. Gene Ontology annotation, biological process: defense response to other organism. The transcript has 3 exons. The coding region runs from base 286 to 3819 and encodes 1177 amino acids. Gene Ontology annotation, molecular function: ADP binding. The record is from RefSeq and is a predicted model, not a curated record.
UUAGAUCAUUUGGAAUAAUUUAGGGGCAAAAUUGGUCAUUUUCCCUUACCAAAGCAAUUGAUUGAUUAAAAAGGACCACCUUGCUCCCAAGUCUCUUGUUCAUUUUGAUACUUUUGUGUUGACCAAUUAUAAAUGCUCAGCAAGGAAACAGCCAGUAGGAAUCUUGGCAAAAAUCUAAGUAUAGUAUAGAUCAAACUUGCUACUUCUUCUUACAAGUUUUUGCAUCAUCACUCUUGCAUCUUUCUGGUCUCAAAAGGAAGAAUACUAGAUCUCUACACAUCCUCCAUGUCUGAGGACAAUUCCCGUGGAAAACAAAUGUCUGGAAUAGAGAGGAGAUUUCUCGAUACCUUUUUGUUUUGGGCAACUCAAAAAGGGAGGAUUAAGGACGGGAAGUUGCUAGGACACGGAGUGCAAGUCGGAGAUACUGUUUCGGGGCCAAGGGCAGACUUAUCUUCUGCUGAAGUCAAAGAAGGUUAUGAGUUUCUCCUUUCGCUGGUUCCAGGAAGGUGGCCUUUACCAAAUUUAUGCUGUCCAUUGUUUCAAAAGUUCAUCGAGUACAUCCUUCAGAAUGUAAAGGAUCUUUUCAUCAACAAGAAGGAGCUGGACAAGUUUGUUCAUCUGAAGAAAAAGUUCCAAAUCCUUGAAGAAAGUCUAAAGUAUCUCAAAACCUUCCUCAAUUUCAUAAAAGAUGCAAGCAUGGAACUAGAGAAAUCCAAAAUUCUCUUUAAUCAUAUGGAGGUUGUCACUCGCAAUGCUGCUUACAUCUGUUACCUAUGUCAUGUGGAAGAAAUAGACGAAGACAUGGCAUCUCACUUGAGACUUAAGAUCUCAAAUGUUUUGCAAGAGAUCAAGCCCAUUAAGCCUCAAAUUGCGAAAAUUUAUACAGGAGCACUAAGAGGUUUAGUUAAAUCUCAAAUCCUGUAUAACCGAGGUGUGAUCGAAUUUGUUGAAGGUUUUGUUCAUUUUCUCUUCAAGGAUCUGUCGGAGUUAUUAAAUGGUGAGGCAUGUUCCUUGAUGCUUCCUCUAAAAGAAGAUCAACUUGGGAGCUUUCGCCAAUCAUCAAAGCAAUUGGUAACUUUGCUCAUUUAUCCGCCUGAAGAUCUAUGUGUUGAUCAAGGGAAAUUGCGUGAUGUACUUACUUGUGUUGAAGGUCUGAUUGGUGAGGUAGCAUAUGCUGCUUACUCUCUCUCCAUUGACAAAGCAGCAGAAGUUACCUUUGUAUGCUCUGACUUGUUAAAAAAGAUUGACCUUGUCAUGGCAGACCUAAAAGACCUAAUUAUGGAAGCUCCAUUGUCACCAAAAUGUAAUUUCCCAAGGACAAAUGGAUCAGGCUUUAUUAAGUCGCUCUUAUGCUAUCUGAAAGAGUUGCUGCAAGAUGGAAAGUAUGAUUCUGUUGUCAAGCACCUUAUUGCAGAAGCUCAAAAGGAGUUUGCUUUCAUAGGAUCCUUUUUGGAGAGAGUUGAGAAGAAGAAACAUGAGUUUGAGGAAGUGAAAAAACACAAUCUUUGGACAAAAGUCAUAUCUCUUGCAUACCAGGCAGAAUGCAUAAUUGAUUGCCUGGUUACCGGAGAUUAUCCUGUUUGGUAUCUACAUUUGUUAUGUAAGAUCACAACAGAAACUAAGCUUGUCAAGGAUCAUUUAAAAGAGUUCCAUGCUACGAUUGUGCGAGAAGUUGAAGUCCCUAUCGAAGAACAAGCACCGAAUCCUGUCAGACAAUUAGUUGAGACUACACAACUUGAUGAGGUAGUGGUGGGUUUUGAUGAAGAAGCUAACUUGCUAAUCAACCAGCUCACUAGGGGACAAAAGAACUUGGAUAUUGUGUCUAUUGUAGGGAUGCCUGGUCUUGGAAAGACUACACUAGCAAAGAAAGUUUAUCAUGAUGAAAACAUAAGGCACUAUUUUGAUGUCCAAGCUAUGUGUUGUGUUUCCCAAGCUUAUGACAGGAGAAAGUUGUUGCUCGGAAUUUUGAAUCAAGUUAAAAGUUCCAAUCAGAAAAAUGAGAAAAAUCCAGCAGAUGCUUUGCGGAAAUCUUUAAUAAGGAAGAGGUACCUUCUCUACAUUGAUGACAUAUGGAGUGUUGACACAUGGGAAGACUUGGCAGGAUGUUUCCCGGAUGAUCAAAAUGGAAGCAGGAUUUUACUAACUAGCCGACUCAGAAAUGUGGCUUCAGAUAUUAACCCUGAUAGAGCACCUCUUCAACUUCGUUUUCUUUUCGAAAAUGAAAGUUGGGAAUUAAUGAAAAUCAAGCUGUUCAAGGAACAAACUUGCCCACCAGACCUAUCUAAAGUAGGAGAAAGCAUCGCGAGAAAGUGUCAAGGACUACCUCUUCUUGUGAUUUUGGUAGCUGGAGUUUUGUCCGGAAUAAGCAAAAAUGAGGAAAGUUGGAGAAGAAUCAUGGAGAGUAUAAACUUAGAUACCGUCACUAGUGCAAAAGAGUGCUUGGAUGUAAUAGAAUUGAGCUACAAUCAUUUGCCAGAUAACCUCAAGCCCUGCCUUCUUUAUUUUGCAUCAUUUCGGGAGGAUGAAGAAAUUUCAUUCUCAAACUUGGCGUGGUUAUGGAGUAUUGAGGGAUUGGUGCCAAACAUAGAGGCAGAGACUGUAGAGCUUGCCGCUGAAAGAUUACUAAAUGAUCUCAUUGGUAGAAGCUUGAUUAUGGUGAGCAAGAAAAGGUCCACUGGAGGAAUCAGAACAUGUCACAUUCAUGAUAUGUUGCACGAUUUUUGUGUGACAAAAGCUAAGGAAGAGAAGUUCAUGCAGAUAACAAGCACCGGGAAAACUGAUUUGUCUAGUUCCUUUUAUGACCACCGGAGGCUUUGCAUACAUCAUAGCCUUUAUUGGGCCGGGAGGAUUGGAAACCUGCAAGUUCGGUCUGCGUUCUUCAGACCCCCAAAAUCUGGCUGCCUGGAAUUUUUUGAUCUCGAGAACUUUAAACUUCUAAGAGUUCUGCAAAUGGAAUGUGCCGUGUCGGAAAGUUCAUUCCAGAGAUCAAAAGAGCUGAUUCAUAUGAAGUACUUAGGAAUCAAAGGCUAUGUGGAAUCUAUGCCAUUGUGGGUAUCAAAUCUUUCAAACCUUGAGGUAUUGCUUGUAAUAACAGUAGGCAGUGGUACAAUAUUGCCGAUGUCCAUCUGGAAUAUGCCAAGGUUAAAGCAUGUCCAUGUAGAACCGGUUGCAUCUUUUGAUGGACGCAUUCCUCGCAAAUCGACAAACUUUUGUUGCAUAGAGACCUUGGCCACAGUGUCUCUCACUAAUAAGCUAGCAGCCUAUAUGAUCAAGCAGGCAACCAAACUGCGAAAGCUCAAGUGCCACUGUAAAGAACCUCUCCAACUCAAAUUAGAUGCUCUUCAACUUGAAUCACUCAGUGUGAAUGGAAUGAUCUUGGAAUUCAGCUUGCCCUCGACACUAACAAAGCUAACUCUAUCAGAUGUUUUGUUGCCACAAAGUGAAAUAUCUAAGAUCGGGAAAUUACCAAAUUUAUUGGUUCUCAAGUUGGAGCAUAGAGCAUUUGAGGAGAAAAAUUGGGAUAUUGAAGAUGACGAGUUUCCGAGCCUCAAGGUUCUUAAAUUGAGGUCCCUCAGAAUUACAGAAUGGAAUGCCUCCGAUGAUUCCUUGCCCAACCUCCAACAGCUUCUGGUAGAAAGCUGCUUCCAUCUUCAAAAAAUCCCUUCUGCUAUUGGAGACAUUUUAACACUAAAGAUGAUUGAAGUGAAACGAUGUGGUGAGUCACUUGAAAAAUCAGUCAAGGAAAUUAAGGAAGAGCAAGAAGGAUAUGGAAACGAAGAGCUCAAGGUCCAUAUUUAUCACUUAGAUUCGUCAGCCUGAUGUGUGUAUGAAAAGCUGCAGCAAGUGUUUCAACAGAGAUGAAAGAUUGUGAUUGAAAGAGGCGAUAUGGAGCUUCGGCAUAGCCAUGGCUGAUCUGACGGAACCAGUGAUUCUCUUAAGCUGUUUCCUUUGUUCAGUAUGCACAAUAACAUAUCCAGCUAGAUGGAAGCUGGGGAAGUUGAAGACAUUUUUUUUUUUCGAUUUGUGUUUGUAAUUCAAAUAAUUUCUUUGGACGGAUCCAUUGCAUUGACAAAUCAACAUUAUUUCUUUCUAUGAUAUUUUAUAUGUCCG